AUUUUUUCAACUUUUAAUCACAUGAUUUUCUUUUAAAAUUAACUCUGUAGUCUGUUCUACUCAGCAGUUAAGACUUUCAUACGUUUUCACAUCGACUACAACUAUUCCAUCCGUGUGUUACGGUGGGUAUGUAUAUAUGUAUCUAUAGACGCUUCAAUAGAGCUUCAAUCGGAGAGUUGCUUAUCUUCUGAGGGAUGGCGGAGGAGAUCAGCCACCCGUCGAGGUACGUCAAGCUGACGAAAGAGCAAGCGCCGACGGAGGACAUUAAUCCCGGCGAGCUUAAUCUGCCCAUUGAUGUUCCUCAAUUGCACGUCCCCAAGUGCCAUGAAUGUGGACAGGCGCUACCAGAAAGCUAUCAAGCUCCCGCUGAUGAACCUUGGACUACUGGGAUUUUCGAAUGUGCUCAAGACCCUGAAAGUCGUACAGGGUUAUUUUGCCCAUGUAUCUUGUUUGGCCGUAAUAUUGAACAACUGAGAGAGGAUACUCCAUGGACUGGGCCGUGCAUUUUCCAUGCUAUUUUCAUAGAGGGUGGACUUGCCUUGGCUGCGGGGACAGCAGCCCUGAAUGGUUUAAUUGACCCAAGGACUAUAUGCCUUAUAACCGAGGGAUUGUUUUUCAGUUGGUGGAUGUGUGGAAUAUAUACUGGCUUAGUGAGACAGUCGCUGCAGAAGAAAUAUCAUCUCAAGAACCUUGAAGGCUAUAAGUUUGUUGCUGCAAAUUUUGAGUUCAUCCGAUCUGUUUCAGUAGUUGACUUGAUACCCCUCAUCACAUUUGAUCUUGUCAUACGUUCAAAGAAUUCGCCGUGCGAUCCUUGCAUGGUGCACUGCUGCUUGCACUGGUGUGCCAUAUGCCAAGAGCACAGGGAACUGAAAGGCCGCCUAUCAGACGACACCCCAAUGCCGAUGACUAUAGUCAAUCCGCCUCCCGUCCAAGAAAUGAACGCCUCAAUUGACAGCCACCAUUCAGCACUACCACCGGCUAAUGGGGGCGAACAAGUUAAUGUAGAGAUGCAGGCUUUGUAGAAAAUCUCCAUCAAGAAAAAUAUGCUAGAGAUUCACUUCCAAACAGCUUCGGGCAAUUAAAAUCCUUCAUGUCCUUUCACUGUAGGAAUGUAAGUGGUGUGACUUUUUGAGUUUCCCUAUUGUGCGCACAAUACAAGAUUAUCUUAGUCUGGUGAGACCACAUAUGAGUGCACUUUUUGAUAUUUGUUUGAAACUUACAUGUCU
Molecule: messenger RNA, 1226 nt
Organism: Striga asiatica
Lineage: Eukaryota; Viridiplantae; Streptophyta; Magnoliopsida; Lamiales; Orobanchaceae
Source: the annotation of a GenBank genome assembly